AUGAUGGCAUCAUUCGCAGUUCUGGUUGGAAAUAUCAGGAAAACGUUCAUACCAGCGUUCAAGUAUCUCAGGCCAGGCCAGCUUGCCUACGAUCACUACGAGCUGUUACUACUGUUCUGUUCAGAGUUACUACAUUUAUUGAAGUUAGUAUGUUCUGGACUAACGUCAUGUGGGUUUUUUGCCUACAAUGGCAUCUGUGCUGUAGGUUAG
Molecule: messenger RNA, 210 nt
Organism: Cylicocyclus nassatus
Lineage: Eukaryota; Metazoa; Nematoda; Chromadorea; Rhabditida; Strongylidae
Source: the annotation of a GenBank genome assembly